AUGGUUACCAAAUUUCUCGGUCUCGCCGCUGGGCUCCUCGCACUGAGCGGGCUUGCCAAUGCCCAUGGCUCGCAUUCAAGUGACCAAGCUCCCUCCGACGAUUGGGCCACGCGCCACAUGAUGGAGGAACACCACAUCGAAUCCUUUGAUCCUCCCUCGUUCUUCAUUCUUCACGACUACGACUCCUCGGGACAGUGGACCCACGAUGAAGUACGCAAGACAUAUGGCUUGAAUGACCAAUCCAAUGCGGGUGUUAGUGAAGACAAGAAACAAGACGCUGUGCGCACUGUAUUCGCGCUGUUUGACCCCGGCAACACGGGAUUUAUCACCAAAGAGGAUUGGCUGGAGGGCUUUGCUGCGGGUAAGCGGUUGCCCGACCUGGGCUUCGGUCCCGGACACCAUGGCGACAUUGAGUAUGAGUACGAGAUCCACCACUUUGAGAAGUUCCACGGAGACGAUACCACCGAGGCGGACUUGACUCAUCCCGAAGACAUUGAGCAUUUCAAACAGCACGAUGAAGAGGAAGAUGCCGCUCUUCGACUUGAGAAGCUGGAGCAAAUGCAGGUGGUUGUGGGCAAUAUUCCUCAGAAGUUCCGACGAAACAUGUAG
Penicillium brevicompactum is the source of this 609-nucleotide messenger RNA. RefSeq names its product nucleobindin SSP120. The transcript is spliced from 2 exons. NCBI's taxonomy places the organism in Eukaryota, Fungi, Ascomycota, Eurotiomycetes, Eurotiales, Aspergillaceae. The record is from RefSeq and is a predicted model, not a curated record. Gene Ontology annotation, molecular function: calcium ion binding. Gene Ontology annotation, cellular component: endoplasmic reticulum-Golgi intermediate compartment; extracellular exosome. Bases 1 to 609 code for a protein of 202 amino acids.